Molecule: messenger RNA, 15216 nt
Organism: Trichosurus vulpecula (common brushtail)
Lineage: Eukaryota; Metazoa; Chordata; Mammalia; Diprotodontia; Phalangeridae
Gene: HYDIN
Product: HYDIN axonemal central pair apparatus protein
Exons: 85
Coding region: 1-15216 (5071 amino acids)
Biological process (GO): cilium movement; axonemal central apparatus assembly
Cellular component (GO): axoneme
Source: RefSeq, a predicted model, not a curated record
AUGGCAAGUGGCAAGCUUCAAGGACACAUGGGUCAAACAAAGUUGGUCCGAAUGCUCAAAGGGUUCCAAGGCGGCAGAGUCUUGGCACCGAAGCUGGUCACAGAAGAGGAAGCAAACAAAAUGCUCAGCCCCUCUGAAUUCCUGAAGGAGAUGUCCCUCACCACAGAAGAGCGUCUGUCUUCGACGCGAGUGAUGUGCCGGCCACAGAUCACCGAGCUUUUAGAUAUGGGAGAAACCACUCAUCAAAAGUUCUCAGCGAUUGACCUGGACCAGACAUUAUUCCAGCCCUUCCCAUCAGAAAUUGUAUUUCAGAACUACGAUGCCUGUGAAGUCUACGAAGUACCCCUGAUUCUUAGGAACAAUGACAAGAUUCCAAGACUGGUGAAGAUUGUUGAGGAAAGUUCCCCUUACUUCAAAGUCAUCAGCCCCAAUGAUAUUUGUAAUAAAGUCGCCCCAGGGGUGCCAUCUACAUUCCGGAUCCUCUUCACUCCAGAGGAGAACAAGGAUUAUUCCCACGUGCUGACCUGUGUUACUGAAAGAGAAAAAUUCAUCGUGCCCAUUAAGGCUCGAGGUGCUCGGGCCAUUUUGGAUUUUCCUGAUGAGCUGAACUUUGGCAUUUGUCCGGUCAGAUACAGCACCCAGAAGAUUCUGCUGGUACGGAAUAUUGGCAACAGGGAGGCUGUGUUCCACAUCCAGAUUGGGAGUCCUUUUUCUGCAGAGCCAUGUGUUGGGACUGUCAGCGUGGGAGACACCGUGCAGAUGACAGUGGAUUUUGAGCCCCUUGUCCUGGGAGACCAUAGUGAAAAGCUUAUAGUGAACUAUGAUACAGGGGAAAAGGUUUGUGUAAGCUUAUAUGGAGCUGGUGCAGAUAUGAAUAUUAGACUGGACAAGAAUUCCUUGACCAUUGAGAAGACCUAUAUAUCUCUGUCUAAUCAGAGAAAUAUAAUCAUUCAUAACCGAAGUAAUAUCAUUGCACAUUUCCAGUGGAAAGUAUAUGCUACCCAAGAAGAGGAGGAUAAAGAAAAAGCUAGGCUCUGCGAUGAUCUGAACAAGGAGGAGGAGAAGAAGACAGAAGCGCUCCUGCAAGAGUGCAUCCUCGACCCGUCUCUGCGAGAGCACCUCUCCGUCAUCUCCCACGCUUUCCAAAACAAGAGGCAUAGGGUGCAGGCCAAUGAUAUGCUUUUCUUUGGCAACAUCUUUGUCAUUGAGCCAGUGGAAGGAGAGGUAUGGCCCAAUUCAACAACUCAAAUCAGUGUGACCUUUUACCCUCGAGAAGCCAGGCUCUAUCAGCAAACAAUUUACUGUGACAUUUCAGGCCGGGAGAGCCGCUUGCCCCUUCGAAUCAAAGGGGAAGGAAUGGGACCCAAAAUUCUCUUCAACUUUGGUGUGUUGGAUAUUGGUAAAGCUUUUAUUGGAUCAAUACACAGCUAUGAGGCCAUUCUGUCCAACAAAGGCAGCAUCGAUGCCCUCUUUAAUUUGGACCCUCCAACGACACCUUUGGGAUCCUGUUUCCUCUUUAACCCCAAGGAAGGCAUCGUGGAGCCUUCGGGGCUACAAACCAUACAGAUUUCCUUCAGCUCCAGCAUCCUGGGGCACUUCAAGGAGGACUUCCUUUUCAAUGUCAAUGGAUCCCCAGAACCUGUGAAACUGACCAUCAGAGGCUGUGUCAUUGGGCCGACUUUCCACUUUAAUGUUCCAUCCUUAGAUUUUGGUGAUGUCUCUUUUGGGUUCCCUCAUACUUUGACUUGUUCCCUCAAUAACACGUCCUUGAUUCCCAUGACCUUUAAGCUCCGUGUCCCUGGGGAUGGUGAUGGAGAACCAAGUGUUACAAGUUUGGAACAGACUUUAGAUAUCAACAAAUCGUCAUGGAAGAAUGAAAGUCCACCAGCGAUCAAGCCACGAGAAUUCACCAUUAACCCUGUUUCGGGCACCAUCCGCUCUCAGGGGUUUAUUGCUAUUCGGGUAACCUUAUGCUCCAACACUGUGCAGAAGUACCAGCUGGCUUUAGUGGUGGACGUAGAGGGCAUUGGCGAGGAAGUACUGGCACUCCUCAUUACAGCAAGGUGCGUUGUGCCUAAACUGCGUGUGGCUAAUCCGGAGCUGGAUUACGGCUGCUGUUUCCUGAAAUACCCUUACCAGCAAAAGGUGCAACUUAUCAAUGAGGAUGACCUCCCAGGAUGCUAUGGAGUUCUCUCACAAGAAUACGAGGAAGCACCUACUGUACUUUUUUCUAGCCCAGACCCUUGUGGGAUUAUCAACCCCCAGAGCACAGUGGAGUUAUUGGUGAUCCUGGAGACUCAGGUUCUUGGAGAAUAUGAGUGCACAGUUUACAUUGCCAUCUUUGGGAGCAAGGACCCACCACUGACUGUCCAUUUAAGGAGCGUUGGGGAAGGCCCUGUGGUCAAUGUGUUUCCUGACAGAAUUGAUUUUGGCAACAUCUAUGUCCUGAAGGAUACAUCCAGGACACUCCAUCUAUCCAACCAGUCUUUCAUUACCGCCUUCUUUACUGCACAUUUGAUUAACAAAAAGUCCCUGUGGAAGAUUUCACCACAAGAAGGCAUAGUUCCUCCAGAAAGUGAAGUUCUCCUUACGGUGACUGCCAACUUGGACGACAUGCUGCCGUUCAAAGAUGUGAUCAUUUUAUCCAUUCAGCAUAGCAACAGCUACCAGAUUCCUGUCGAAGCUGUGGGGAAGGGCACCACAAUUGUUUCUGACAAGCCUUUUGCACCAGAACUCAACUUGGGGGCCCACUUCAGUGUGGACCCCUAUUUCUACCACUUAAAACUAACCAACAAGGGACGCCGAUUCCACCAGCUGUUCUGGAUGAAUGACGGUUUCAAUCACUGUCAGAAACAAAAAAGGUCAACCACAUCCAUUGACAGUUCCAUGGUCCUGAGCAAUUCACAGGCCUCAGAACCCAGUGGUCCUGUGUUUCAGGUUCACCCUGUCAGAAUGGAGCUAAGCCCCGGCCAAACAUCCGAAUUGGUGUUGGAAGGAUUUUCUCCUACUCCUAAGGUAGUCAAAGAAAGACUGGUGUGCUAUGCCAUCAUAGGAGGAAACAUAAGGAAGACACAGAUCAUGACAGUCAACAUCAUCUGCGAGUUCAUCGCACCCAUUAUACAGCUCUCAACCAAGCAGAUCAUUUAUCACCUGGAGAAGGAGCCUCAAAGUGAGUUGGUGGCAGAAUUCAAGCCUCUCACUCUAAAGAAUGUCUCCUGUCUGCCAGUCCGGGUGAUACUGACCACCAAAGAGCCCUUCUACCUUUGUGACCUGGACCACUCCCUUCUAUACCAGCCCUGUGGGCCUCUGGAAAUGGCAGUUGGGGCCGAGAAGAAAUUGAUGAUCAAGUUUGACCCUUGUAUCCGAAGCGAUUUAAACCAAUGGGUAGCAGAAGAAAUCCUGGCCAUCAAGUAUUUAGAGCAUCCCCAAGUGGACUACAUGAACCUCAGGGGAGAAGUGCAUUUCCCUAACCUCACCUUUGAAACCAUGGAAGUGGAUUUCGGCUGCAUCCUGAAUGACACAGAGGUGAUUCGAUACAUCCAGAUGGUCAACUGCAGCCCCCUGGUGGUGAAAUUCCGAUGGUCCUUCCUAGUGGAUGACAACGAAAACCAGAUAAGGCAUAUCAUUCUGGAUGAGAAUAACAUGAAUGAAGAAGAAGAAAAGAAGCUUCUACCGCCAUCAGAUAUAGUCAACACAGUCAAUUCAGAACCAUUGAAAUCAAACCUCGAAGAAGUAGAAAGAACAUUAAUAACCCAGAGCCAGGUGGAAUUCCAGGACUCCCUGUGGGUCUUUGAACAGGAUGAGUCACUUACCAUUGGGGUGGAAGAAGUAUUUGACAUCUUACCCCUCUAUGGAGUGUUACCACCCCUUAGUAGCCACCAGGUGUCCUUCUCGUUUUAUGGACACUGCGACAUCAUUGCUCAGGUGAAAGCCCUGUGUGAAGUGGAGGGGGGGCCCACCUAUGAGAUCACGCUGAAAGGAGAAGCUUCAUUGGUCAGCUAUAAAUUUGACACAAAGGAAAUUAACUAUGGACUACAGCUGUUUGAUCGUGUCAUGGAGAGUGAGCUCACCCUGAAGAAUGUUGGUAAAGUCGGCUUUGAGUUCAAAGUUCUGCAUGGGAGCCAGCGUUCUGUAGAUGGCCCUCAGCCUGGAGUGCCUCUGAUACUGCCUCGUUCUGGUUUCAUUGAAUCCAAAAAGGAACAGGUGUUGAAGGUGUAUUACCUGCCUGGAGUGCCUGAGGUCUUUGAGAGGAGUUUUCAAGUCCAGAUUGCCCAUCUGGAACCAGAGACCCUCACUCUGACGGGAGAGGGGAUCUUUCCCCGGAUCUGCCUGGAUCUCCCAAGGAACAUCAAAGGGAAUGAAAAAUAUGAGGAAUUCUUGAGAGAGGCCAGAAAAAAUCUAGGGAGGGAGCUCAGCAAGGAUGAGCUGUCAAGCUACCCAGAACCAGCAACUGAGACUACGUCUGAGGAGGAAUGUAUGGCGAGCCAUCUCCAGAUGGAAGUAGAGCGGCUGAUCAUCCAACAUCAUGCUUUAGAACAACAAAAAUUACUCAAUCUCGAGGAAUCUUUCUUCAGUUACCGAUCUCGCCGUAGAUUGCUCAAGACUCAUCUUCCCGAGUACAUCCUUGACUUUGGCUACAUUAUUCUUGGUAAUGUCCGCACCCACAUUGUCAAAAUCACCAACACCAGCAAUUUGCCAGUGUCUUUCCAUGCAGAAAAGAGUGCCCUUCAUGACUCAGGCUUUAGCGUACAGCUCGACCGUGUGAGGAAUCUUCCUUUUUGUGAGACAGAAGCGUUCGAGGUGAGAUGUGAUCCACAAGCGGCCAAUGUUUCCAUUGGUAACAAAGAAGUGAUUCUGCCUAUCAAGGUCUUAGGUGGGCCGACACUGCACAUCUGCCUGCGCGCCAAAGUGACCGUACCGGCUCUCUCCUUAUCUCAUGACAAAUUGGAGUUUAACACCAUCCAGUGCGGGCAAUGCCAGGUGGCCAUCGUCCAACUUCACAAUGAGCUGCCAGUCCCUUGCGAAUGGUUCAUCUCUAACCUUAAGCAGGUCUCAAAGCUGGACAAGCGCAUGCCAAAAUACUUAAGGAAGAAGCUACGGGCAGAAUUAAAGCCAAAGCCCCAGGCCUUUGAUGUCCUGCCUGUGUGUGGAGUCCUGGGAAGUGGAGAGCGCUUCAACAUGCAGGUCAAAUUUAUGCCUUCAGAAGAGAAAUUCUAUAGCCAGAACCUGACCGUGAAUAUCGCUCACAGCUCGCAGAAGUUGCCUUUGUUUGUCCAAGGCUAUGGACUGGAGCCCCGCCUGGAUUUUAGCCCCUCUGUUCUAGAGUUGGGGCCUUUGCUGCCUUUUGCCUCUGGUGAUGAGGCAGAGAUCACAGUGAAGAAUCCUUGCACUUUUCCCAUUGAGUUUUACUCCCUAGAAUUUGAUCAGGAAUAUCUUAUGGAAGAGAAGAUUCUUCGAAACCUAAAAGGUUAUGAUGCCUGUAACACUAUUCUCCUGCCACCUCGUGCCCCGGGAGAAAAAUUGCCCCCUGAAGUGAUUGAGUAUUAUAAGGAACUAGUCCGCCUUAGAGAAGAACAAAAGAACAGGCCUCCGGAAGCACAAGAAAACGCUGAGGAGGAGGAAUCCCACAGCACGGAGCCUGGGGCCCCUUCCAGUGUGAAGCGGGGCUCUCUCAGUAUAGGUAUCUCUGUGACAUCCAACCUAGAAGAGCGGCAUUUACCAGCAGCUGAUUCUCGGAAUUUCCACGAAGAAGAAGAGGAAGAGGACAACUUAGACCGAUUUUUCUCCCAAGCUGAAAAACCGCAAAGUGCCAGUGAGACCCGUUCCACAGAUGAAGUUGGAGAAAUCGAUAAUAACCCAGUGAGCAGAUCCAUAGCUCGGCACCUGGGUAUUUCUACUUCUCCUGAAAGCCAGGUAGCCAAGCACCGAAGAGGCAUCGCCAUCAUAGUACAUGGAUCGCCAUUGUCAGGAAAGAGCAGUGCCUGCAACAGCCUCGCCAAAUACUACGGCAUCGCCUGCCUGACUCUUGACUCCAUUGUGUUGGAUGCUCUAUCCGAUUCAAACAGCAUUCCUGGACUCCGGGCCCGGGAGCUGUGCAUGAGGGCAGCCACUGAGCAGAGCAUCCGGGAUGGGGAAGAGUCAAUGAAGGAUAGCUCAUUAGCACAGACGUCUAUAGGACUGUCAAGAGUGAGCACUGAGAAUUUGGCCAAGCACAUCUCGGAAGCAACUCUGGUCUCCCCUGAAAUCCGAACGACCAAGGGCUACCGGGGAAGCGUCGUUAUGACCACUAAGACCAAGUCAGACAGCCACGGCUCUGGGUCCCAAAAACAGCAUCACCCGCUGCACCAGUCGGAAACAUCGGGAUCUCAGAUUCCAUCCAGCCCUCUGACCUAUACGCCUAUUCAGCUGCGGCUCAUGGGCAGCUCCAGUGAAGGAGACAUGGGGCUCUUCAGCUGCGUGCUUCCUGAGGACUUACUGGUGCAAAUCAUAGAAGAGAGGAUCCAGCUCAGUGACUGCUAUCGAGGGGUGGUGUUUGAUGGACUAGAAACAGUUUUCGCCAGGAAUACAGCUUGUGCCCUCCAGUGUCUGCUCAGAGCCAUCGGCAACCGGGAGCACAUAUAUUUUAUCAACGUGACUCAGGAUUACAGCAUCAUGAAGGCUCGGGAGAAAGCCAAAAUUGAAAAGCUGGAGCAGGAACGGCAGGAAAUGAUUGCAAGAGAGAAGGCUCGUUUGCAAAAGAUGGAUGAGGAGGAGUAUGAUGCCCUAACAGAGGAAGAGAAGAUGAUGUUUGACUUAGAAGUCCUGCAGGCCAUUCGGGAGCGAAAGAAAAGGAAACAAGAGAAGUUAGCUCGGGAGCUUCAGGAAAAGAGAAUGCAGCAGGAACUCGAGCGACAACGUGAGGAGGAAGAGAUGAAAAGGAAGAACAAGAGAAAGCCACGAGAACCCGUCAAAGAAGAGGCCCCGGCAAAAAAGGCCCUGGGGCCACGCCAGGCAUCGCAGAUCCAGGUAGCAGACACAGAUGUCAGAUCAGAUGUAGGACUAGAAAGGAAGACAUCAAUGAGAGAACAACCACCCAUGGAGGACAAAAAGGAUGAGAAAAGGAAAAGGAGCAGACAACAACUGGGGGAAGUGGCACCUGCACAGACCCUGGCAGAACAAAUAGAAAGUGAAAGGGAUUUAUUGAGAGAGAGUGAGAAGCAGCUGAUCCAUAAGUUCAAAGUCUAUGAUAUGACCCUAAAGGAAAUCCAGCAAAUCUUGAUGUCCUGGGACCGGAAGCAGGGCAUCUGGAUUCCCCAUGUUGGCACUGAAGACACCCAGCAUGAGCCAGAAGACCAAAAGCAGAGCACUUCUGGGCGGAAGGGCCGCAAGGAUCGUGAGAGGGAACGGCUAGAAAGGCUGGAGAAGGAGCGGGCAGAGAAGGAGCGCCUGGAGAAGGAAAAGGCUGAGAAGGAGCGUCUGGAGAAGCUCAAGGCAAUGGAAGACAAGAGUGAUGGAGGAGAGGGAGAGGAAGAAGACCAUGAAGGGAAAAAGGACUCUGGUGUGCCCAUCUUGGAAUUCCAGACAACUGUCUCAGAGGAGUUUAACUGGAAGCAGAUCCUAGAGACAGAAAGGUUGCCAAGGAUAGACCAGAUGGAGGAUGUCCUGGAUGUUGGAGUUGUCGAGCUACCAAUCCCACCUCCUGCCUUAUUCUCAAUGAUCCCGUUCCCAAUGAAAAGGGUGCCUGUGGUCACAACAGAAAUUCUUAAACACUUCACUUUUGUCAUCCCGCCAAAUGAAGAAACCACAUCAGAAGACAAAAAGGAAAAUGAAAGUGAGCCUGACAUUCCUACCAGUACCCCCACAACAAAGGCACAAGAAGAUCAGGUCACACCGAGCAAAGGCCGAUCCAGACUGAGAGACAAAGCCGAGUCUGUCAAGGAGUCCUUUAAGGAAAAGCGCGGGCGUAUGGCACUCCUCAGGAAGCUGCCCCAGGCCCUGCCCGUGACAUCCAUCGCCCCCUUGACAGGCUUAGACCAGAGCACCUUCUCCUCCCAGCAGACUCAGGAUAAAAUCAUGAGGCUGAAUAAUUUUCGUUGGAUCGUCCCAGCCCAUGGAGAGGUGACACUCCGAGUACACUUCUCCUCCAAUGAAGUUGGGAACUUUGACCAGACUUUCAACUUUGAGGUCCUUGGAACACGCCGCCAGUAUCAACUCUAUUGCCGAGGAGUUUGCACGUACCCUUCUAUCUGCCGAGACGUCAGGGUGGUGUUCCCUCAUCGGAAAAAGGAGUCAAAACCUGAGGAGAUUGUCUUUAAGAAAUAUAUAAUGAACCAGGAGAUGUUUCACUUUGGGCCAUUGCUCUGCGGGAAAUCAAGAGAUAAGUAUAAGGCAAUCCAGUUCCCAGAUAAUAUGGAGAAGCUCACAAUCCUGAACAACUCGCCACUGACUGCAGAGGUGACGUUCUUUUUCCAGUAUGAUGUCAAAGCCAACACCUACAUCCUGGACCCACCCUCCAUGACCCUUAAACCCAAUGAGAAGCAGGUGCUAUCCGUGUGGGCGUACCCAACGGCUGUGGGCAUCUUUGAUGACAGCAUCAUCUGCUGCAUCAAGGAAAACCCAGAGCCCGCCAUCUUCAGAAUAACUUGCCAGGGAAUCCGACCGGAACUGGAGCUAGACCACAAGCAGCUACACUUUGAGAAGCUACUGCUCCAUAGGAAAGAAACCAAGGUGAUUUUCUUACGGAAUGUCACCCCACUGCCAGUGGCCUGGAGGAUCGGCAGCCUCGAGCACCUGGGGGACGAUUUCAGCAUCUCCAAAUUGCAGGGCCUCAUCCAACCUGGGGAGGAGUACUGCCUGCAAGUCCACUUCCAGCCCACCAAGGCUGUCAACAUCAAGAAGGCGAUUCGCUUAGAGAUUUUAGAUGCAGACUAUCUCAUUGGAGUUGUUCAGAUUGAAAACAUCCAGAUCUUUGCGGAAUCGUAUGACAUUGCAUUGGACAUCACUUUCCCCAAAGGGAAUGAAGGAGCCUUAGAUUUUGGUGUUGUUCGAGUGAUGGAAGAAGCUAAGCAGUUUCUGUCCUUGAAGAACAAAGGAAAAUAUGAGAUUACAUUCAGCUUUUCCCUGGAGUCCCUGGCCCCUCACCUACCCAAUGUGCACUCCAUCCUCUCCACCCAACCCAAGAAAGGAUCACUGACCACAAUCGAUCGGCCCACCAACAUCCAAGUGAUCUUCCGAUCAAAAAGAGAAGUGAAAAUUGAGAACAAGCCCAUCAUACGCUGUCAGAUCAUUGAGCCUAACAACACGGAGGAAGGUGAGAUCAUUGCCAGCAUUCCAAUUAAAUUCUCAGUGAAUGCAGUAUUCUCCAAGUACGUUAUCAGCCCCGCCGCCGUCAUCAACUUCGGAGCCAUGGUUUGUGGUAGCCGGAAAACUUCCACCUUCAUCAUCGAAAACCAAGGAGUCCUGGACUUCAAAUUCAACAUCAGCAGGCUGAACAGGGACACUCCUCUGAUUCAUACACGGAAAAUAGGAGCAUUGCACAAUGUGAAGCAUGCGCGAUCCAAGGAGAACAUGAGCUUCUACAAGUUCUCUGCUACCAGAGGGCUCAAAGGCAAUGAGUCAUCGCAAAAGGAUAUGAGCACAUUGAACCAAGCUCGUUUCACCCUCAACAUGUUCACCGUCUACCCUGGAUUUGGAUCCAUCCCUCCUGGAGGGCAGCAGAUGAUCACAGUGGAUUGUCUUGCUGACCCAAUUGGACGAUGCGAGGAGUUUCUGGCCAUUGAGAUCUCAGACCGAGAUCCAAAAGACCAGCCCGGAGGCAUUCAAUACACUUUGUCAGCUGAAGCCUGUUUGCCAGCUUUCGUGAUAGAUGACAUGGCCUCCAUUUUCGAGGAGCAUCUAUUAUGUAACAAUAUUAACCUGUACCAGGUUCUGCAAACCACAGACAGUGGAGGAGUGUUCUUGGAGGAUGAGAACAAAUUUAUAUUCCGCAACGUCCUGGUGGGACACCAAGCCAAAGCUCGAUUCAAGAUCAGCAACGUAGGAAAGAUUCCCUGCGACGUCAAUGUCUCUGUCAAGCCUAUUUCUGCCAGGGCUGUGGCUCGCAUAAAUGACAUCUUUGAAGUGGAGCCCACCAAAAUGUGCAUCGCCAGCCACUCCCAAGCUUUCGCCACCGUGACCUUCACUCCACAGACAAUGCAGUCCUAUCAGUGUCUCUUUGAAGCCUCCUUAGACGGUCUGCCCAAUUUCCUUUCCAAGACCCGAAACCUCACAUUUGAUAUCAUCGGGGAAGGAAACCUACCUCGAGUGACUGUUUUGCGGCCCAUUCUCUAUAACCAAAAAGGAAACCCUCUCAUCCUGUUUAAGAGGCUUCUGGUCGGCCAGACAGAGAAGCUCCCUCUCAUCCUUAAGAACUAUGGAACUAUUCCUGCCCAGUUACUUGUUGAUUUGAGGGACCACACCAGAGUCUUCUCCCUGAAAGGCAGGCCUACCACUAACUAUAUCUACAUAACGGAAGAAAAUAAUCCUGAUGAAAAAUCAAAGAAAGCUCAUACCGCGUCCCUCAUCGUUUACCCUGGAGAGAUAGCUGAGUUUGAUGUUCUUUUCAAACCAAGCAGGGCAGAGAAUGUGGUGGGCACCAUCCAUUUAUCUGUGGUUAACAACCAGUAUGAGGAGACCACCAUUCAGUUGCUGGGAGAGGGAUAUGAGGAUGAUAUCACCUUGGACAACAUCCAUGGACUUGCUACCACCUUCAAGCCAGACAUGAUGGAAGUCACUGAGAUCGCUGAAGGCAAAAUGAUGGAGGAAUUUUUGGCAUCUGCCCGGGCGGAUCACCUUCAGUUUGGGGACUGUCAUGUUGGCAGCAUCUACGAAGUGACCUUCACAAUCACCAAUCGCAGCCGAGCUAAUGCAGUGAGGUUUGAGUGGCCUACCAUGCAACCCCUGAAUUUCUCCCCACAGGCUGGCCACCUCCAUGCUGGAUGUGCUAAGGACAUCACAGUGACUUUGAAAUCUCGCUCAGCUGUCAGCCUCAAGAAAGCCUUGGUGAAGUGCAAACUCUCGAGAAUAGUUUUCCAGCAACCUGUGGACCAGGUACCAGACUGGGACAACCACAUGCGCACGGUCAAAUGGGUAGAUUCUACGAAGAGUCCGAACAGCAACAUUCCUGCCAAAAAAAAAGUGAUAGAUACUGACCCUGAACCUGUGCACACAGUCCUGGAAGAAAACUACCAAGAACUACAGCUCUAUGUCAGCGCUGUGGUGGACUACUCCUCCUUCCGCUCCCAAGUGAAAGAAGUGAACUUUAAGGAAACACUGGUUUUCCAGACCCGAGUUUUUGAGUUUGAUUUGAUUAAUACAGGACCCGUACAACUGGGAUAUACCUGGCUGCUGUCCUCAGAGGAGCCAACAAAGGCUGUCAGUUUUGCUGAUCCACAGAGCUUGACUUCUCGAGAAAAGGAGUCCAGUCAAGGAACUUUCCGUGGGGGAAGUGCCACAGACAGCUUUUCAUCACAUGUAUACAGCAGUUCCUCCACCUACCCUUUCUCCAUGGAGCCCGUCAGUGGCAUCAUCCCAGUUGGGAAAAAUCAAAAAAUCAAGGUUAAAUUCUCUCCCAUGGAAGUUGGCGAUUUUGAGAACAACAUAUACUGCCAGAUCCCUAACCUCGUUCCGGGGGCUCAAGGACUAAUGGUGGCCGUGAAAGGGAAAAGCCUCUUACCAUAUUGCCAUUUUGAUCUGAACGAAUCUGACUAUAUCAGCAACCACAGGCGUAAUCCGGACUUAAACGGACCAAAUGGGAGACCUCUUGAUCCCAAUACACGGGUGAUUGAGUUUGCCUCCGUGGGUGUGGGAACAAAGAACAUCCAGACCUUCACCAUUAUGAACCCUACCAACAGUCCCUAUUCUUACCAAUGGGUCUCAGAAGAAGUGGAGAAUCUCCAGAACCCUUCACCCUUUCUAUGCCUGACAGAGGAAGGCGUAAUCCAACCAGAGAAAAAAGCUGAGAUCUCAUUCCAGUUUACUCCUCAUCAUCUGGAGAUCAUGGAAUCAUUCUGGACUUUCCUAAUCCCUGAGCACAACAUCUCAGUCCCUUUCCUCCUGGUAGGCAAAGCCAUAGACCCUCUAAUAUCUCUGGAUGUGCCUCACCUCACCUUCAGCUCCCUCCUGAUGGGACAUGAAGCCCGAGAGACAGUACACAUGAUUAAUAAUGAGGAGCAAGACUUUAAUUUUGCAUUUGAAGAUAGUUCCUGCUUUUCUGAAGGCUACAUCAAUAACCUGAUUGUGAAGCCUAUGGAAGGCAUAAUCCCAGCAAUGUCCAGGAUACCCAUCGAUAUUUUCUUCACCCCAAAGUAUGAAGGAGAAGUGAACUUUAAUCUGAUCUGCCAUGUGAAAAGGAAAGCCCAACCUCUGACCUUAAAUGUCAAAGCUGAGGGCUACAGUAUGAAGGUGGAAAUCAAGUGCAAAGAAAGUGAUGGUUCCGUGAUUGAUUUGAGUCCCCACCAGCCCAAUGUCAUCAGCUUCUAUGAGGUAGAAAUCAAUGAAAGUGUGCAGUGUGAUUUCACCUUGAUUAACACUGGUAAAUUCAACUUCAGCGUCCUGUCCGAAUUUGAUGGUCCCAAAGCCCUGCAGCAAUAUUUUACUUUCUCCCCCGCUGAGACAGUGGUUGAGGCCGGGCAGAGUGUCUCAGCCUUCCUAGCUUUCUGCCCUCUAAAGAAGUGUUUUAUAAAGGAUGUGGAGCUCAGACUCAAGAUCACUUAUGGUCCCAUAUACACCUGCAUACUCAUGGGCUCAUCAGUGACUCCUGCUAUCCAAUUCUCCUUCACCAGUUACAACUUUGGGACCUGCUUCAUCUACUUACCCGGGAUGCCCUUGUACAAACAGAUCCUUGUCAUCACAAACAAUGAGGAGAAGCCUAUUAGCUUGGAUUGUUUGUAUACCAACACAGCCCAACUGGAAGUGGGUUGGCAGGUUGAUGUGAUAAAGCCUGGAAAGAGUUUAGAAAUUCCAAUCACCUUCUAUCCUCGAGAAGCUGUAUCUUAUAAGGAAAUCAUUACCUUUGAAAUCAAUGGACUCUUACAGCAAAAUAUUGAGAUCCAGGGGAGGGGCACUGAGAUGAAGAUCUCAGUCCUGGAUCCUGAAAGUAAGAUUGUGAAGUUUGGAGCUCUGUUACCAGGGCAGACAGUCAAGAGAACCACCUCGAUCGUGAACAACAGCCUCAUUCCCCUGACCUUUAACCUAACAUCAAUGUUCAACAUUAUGGAACUCACCGACCCCAAGGUUGUGACCUGGACACCUUGUUCCAACAUUACCCUGAAGCCCCAAGAAGUCUGUAAAGUGGAGAUUGUCUUCUCUCCAAACAAACGCGUCCCCCAGUUUAAUGAGGAGAUAUUCCUGGAGUGUGCGGGGCUGCUGCGCGCCCUCUUUCUCAUCAACGGCUGCUGCCAAGCCCUGGAGAUCGUCCUGGACCAGGAGCACAUCCCCUUUGGGGCCGUGGUCUAUCAAGCCCGUGCGACGCGCCGGCUCCUCAUGAUGAACGUCGGGGACAUCGGAGCAAGAUUCCAAUGGGAUGUCAAGAAAUUUUCACCAAACUUCUCAAUCACCCCAGAUAAAGGCUACAUCACCCCCGGAAUGGAGGUUGCUUUUGAAGUGACCUACCAUCCCACUGAGCUGGGCAAAGACAGCAUCUAUAAAAACCUGCCCUGCAGUAUCCAGGGGAGCAAGCCUCUCCUGCUUACCCUGUCUGGACUGUGUGUGAAUGUGUCCGGAAUAAAAGAGACAGUGAAUUUCAACUGUCAGGUGCGCUCCAAACACACCCAGACCAUCAUGCUGUCCAACCGCAGCGAUCACGCCUGGCAUCUGCAUCCCAUCUUUGAAGGGGAGCACUGGGAAGGGCCAGAGUUUCUUAUACUGGAAGCCCAUCAGCAAAAUAGGCCCUAUGAGAUCACCUACAGGCCCCUCACCAUGAAUGUUGACGGUCGGAAGCAUAUGGGCACACUCUUCUUCCCACUCCCUGAUGGGACAGGCUGGCUGUAUAUUCUUCAAGGGACUGCCGAUGCUCCCAAAGCAGUCGCCAAUAUCUACCGGGAGGUGCCAAGCAAAACGCCCUACAUUGAGCUAUUGCCUGUUGAAAACUGGCUGAACAAGCUGCAGAGAUUCCGAGUCGUGGUGGACAUGAUUAAGCCAGAGAAACUGGACCUGAGUGUGAGGAUAAAAGGCCUCGAUUACAUCGAUGUCCUGGCAGGAUCCAAGAAAGACUACAAGCUGAACUUUUUUUCCUUCAAAGAGGGGAUAUUCUCUGUAAAGGUGAUCUUCCGCAAUGAAGUAAACAAUGAGUACCUCUUCUACUUGGUGACUUUCAAGGUCCUCUCCUCUGGGAUCAUUAAGACAAUCGAGAUGAGUACAUUUGUUCGGCAGAGCACCUCAGCCUCCAUCAAGGUGGAAAACCCCCUCCCUUACUCUGUCGUCUUCACCACAGACUGCCGAAUACCCGAUAUCAGCAUACCCUCCCAGUUUGCGGUGGCACCCAAUUCAGAGGGUAUGGUAACAUUUGAUUUCCAGCCUCUGAAAGCUGGGGAGACCGUUGGGCGACUGCAUCUACAUCAGAAUGAUCUGGGCACCUACCAGUAUGAACUCAAUCUUAAAGCCAUCCCAGGCCGGCCUGAGAAGCCAGUCUACUUCCAGGCUGCCCUGGGUAGCAGCCAGAGCAUUAAUGCUAAAUUCAUGAACUACACACGUCAGAAGACAGAAUAUUCAUGUAAGACUGACAACCAAGAUUUCCAUGUGGAGAAGAUUGUCUACGCAGCCCCAGGAGCCCAAGGAGGCAGUGAAGUCAAUGUGGAAGUCAGCUUUGAACCUAGCCAGCUAGGUGAAAUAAGGGGCAUGCUCUAUCUCUCCUCUGUCAUGGGAGGGGAAUAUACCAUCCCACUCAUUGGACUGGCCCAGUACCCCAAACCCCAGGGUCCCAUCCAAAUCAAAGCAGGUUCCAGCACUAUUAUCCCCUUUAAAAAUGUCUUCUACCACCAAAUGUCCUAUUCCUUCAUUGUGGAGAGCUCAUCCUUCACUGUCAAAGCCAACGAUACCGUGCGCUCUAAGAAAAUCAACAAUAUCACUGUUUCCUUCGAAGGGAACACUUCAGGCCACAAAACUCCCAUCACCUCCAAGCUCAUUGUGUCCUGCCUCAGUGCCACUGGUAAUGAAGCGGGAAUCAAGUGGAUCUUUUAUCUGAAAGGGAUCACCCCAUAG